Molecule: messenger RNA, 674 nt
Organism: Pistacia vera
Lineage: Eukaryota; Viridiplantae; Streptophyta; Magnoliopsida; Sapindales; Anacardiaceae
Exons: 6
Coding region: 42-410 (122 amino acids)
Source: RefSeq, a predicted model, not a curated record
CUUUAUAACCAUUGCCCUUAUUUCCUUUCAUUCAGGGACCUAUGAACAGCUUCUUUAGCCCAGUUAGUGGAGGUUCAAUGAGUCCAACAACUCCAAAUUUUACAGCUGCCUCACUUUUUCCAUCCCUGCAAUACAUAUUGCAGCAGAACACCGCACAACGGGAAGAGAUUAUUAAACUGAUCAAGUAUGUGGAGGAAACUUCUGGCAAGUUUCCAGAAUUGCCCGAGGCUGCCACUAAUGACCUCUUACAGAUAACACCUGCUUCUACAAGGGAGAGGGAGCUACAGUCUCAGAUGAGCGUUUUGCUACAGAGAGUUGGGAGCCUUAUGGAAGAAUUGCAGAGACAAAAAAUGAAAAAUGCCCAGCUAGAAAAACAAUUGAGUGCUUUGACCAGUAAAGAGGGAAAAUAAGAAAAGAAAAUGAUCUUGAUGGUGAUGUUGAUAAAUUGAGGGCUUGAUCAUUGCUAUCUGCGGUGAGAUUUCAUUGUGAUCCUGCAGGUAAUUCCUGGGUAUAGCGGUGGUCUUGGAUUGUAUUUUUAGUGUACCAUAUGCGUGAACAUGUGCUAAGGCGAACACCGAAAUUUUGAGAUGUCGUUGGUUGAGUCUCUGCGUGUAAUAUGUAAUUUAUUGGCAUGAUACUUUGUAAUUAUAAAUACAAUCUCUCUCUUUCGUUCU